ACAGAUACACCAAAGAUUCACAGCCUCUUCUGCUGGAUACCCCGGUCCACUCCUUACAGCCUGGUGACUCCGUUCUCGUUCGGACCUGGAAGGAUGAGCCUCUCCAAGAGACGUGGAAGGGACCCCACACCGUCCUGCUUGUUUCCCACACAGCGGCAAAGGUUGAAGGGCACAAGAACUGGAUUCAUCACUCUCGACUGAAAGCAGUACCCACUCCUGAACAGUGGACUGUCCAGCCUGCAGAGAAGACUGCCAGCGACGAUUUGGGACUUAAGCUGUUAUUCAAAAGACAAUAAGGGUCACUGGGAAUGCCUUGUGAUCUCUCUGAACAGCCACAGCACACUCCCCGCGAGAACCCUGAGCAUUGGUUCUAUCUAUUCACAGAAGGCUGACCUAGCCUAUGGUCCUGGUCCUUUUAUUUUUUUUAUUUGUUUGGUGUCACUGAUUUUUAUCUUCUGGGCAUUUGGGUUGUUGUAAUCACAAUAUGGGUUCAGGUUUAGGGUCUCUCACAACAUUCCUUUUUGUCACAGAAGCAAUCCUUCUGUUACCUACUGUUUCACCCACAUCGCAUGCAGGAUGGGGAGCCAUCCCUGCAGACAUGGCUACCAAUACCUAUGAGGCCCUGAAAAUUGCCUUUGCCCGUGAGUUCAAUCUCUCCCACUGUUGGAUAUGUGCCCAGAUUCCCCACCAUUCGGCUGGGUUGCCCUGGAGAGAAGUGCCCCAAAAUUGGUCAGACUUUUGUCAAAGGUGGAUGGUUACCAGCAGCAGCACCUCUGAUAAUUUAAGUUUGCGAUCUAACUGUACCGCGGAAGCUCCGUAUGGCACAAUGGCUCUUGGAAUUCCCACUAUAGUAGCACUCUUAAGCCCCAGCCUAUUCGUCUACGUUCUCCACCCACUGGCCUCAUGUUUUCAGCAAGCCAGUACAAGUAAUCAUACCUGGUUUGCCGGCAUUAGUACAUGUAGAUUUUAUAUUGGUCCUGGUAUAAGUCUCACUGUCCCUGUACUAAAUGCCACCGGUUGGCAAACCGGCACUGCAUUCUUUGCCCUUUCCCCACAAGCCACCCUACGGGACCUACAAGGGAACAAUGGAAAAGUUAGUUAUGGUGAAGCAUUCUGGGUCUGUGGUAAUAGUGCCUACAAAUGGCUUCCUCAUGGUUGGCAUGGUAGCUGUUAUAAAGGCUAUCUCGCUCCUCCCCUCCGUGUUCUGAGCCAGGCUCCCUCAGGUCACCCCAGGUACUACCGGUCCUUGGCAGCUACCAUUGAACCCAUCGGGGAGGGAGACAGGUUUGGGAUGAUAUUCCUUCCUACUUAUGGGGUGGGACGGCUAGCCCAACUCUACAGGAGACUGUCUAAAUUUCUCACCCAGUUUGCCAAUGAUACCCUAGCCAUAGAAAAAGGCAUAAGCUCUGAGCUUUACCAACUCCGAUUAUUAUCCCUGCAAAACUGCCAGGCCCUAGAUUGUGUGUUAGCCUCACGAGGCGGGGUCUGUGCCCUUAUUGGAGAAGAAUGUUGUACCUAUGUCCCAGAGUUUUCACAGUAUAUUAACAAGCACAUCUUGUCAGCCGAACAGGCCUUGAACCAGUGGAAUGCCCAGGAAGGAGAACCCACUAUUUUCGAUUCCCUUUGGGGUUGGCUACCUGGUCUAGGGGGACUAGGGGGAAGCAUUGUUCGCCUCCUGCUCACAGGUGUUGCGAUAUGUUUUGUUCUUUUUCUUUUGCUCGCUUGCUGUAAAGUGCUCAUACAUAAGAUUUGUACCUCCCAUUCCCCAGAAGUUCCUUUAUACCCUCUCAUUGAUGAUCCCAAUUGCAUGGAGCUCAAUCGCAUUUUGUCUUUAGAGU
Chrysemys picta bellii (western painted turtle) is the source of this 1838-nucleotide messenger RNA. The record is from RefSeq and is a predicted model, not a curated record. Lineage: Eukaryota; Metazoa; Chordata; Testudines; Emydidae.